Messenger RNA from Nasonia vitripennis (jewel wasp), 5109 nucleotides. It is a transcript of the gene mib1, whose product is annotated as E3 ubiquitin-protein ligase MIB1. The coding region runs from base 313 to 3492 and encodes 1059 amino acids. The record is from RefSeq and is a predicted model, not a curated record. Gene Ontology annotation, molecular function: zinc ion binding; protein binding; ubiquitin-protein transferase activity. Gene Ontology annotation, cellular component: cytoplasm. Gene Ontology annotation, biological process: protein ubiquitination. Lineage: Eukaryota; Metazoa; Arthropoda; Insecta; Hymenoptera; Pteromalidae. The transcript has 15 exons.
AGUGGAUACAAAACGACAAAACAACUUGUGCAUUUGAUAAUAGUUUAAAAGCCAUUAGAAUAGAUAAUUUGUUCUACUGUUAAACAAUGCUCGCAUGAUAAAUCAUGGUUUAUUUUUACGCUCAACCAGUCGACAAUCAAGUGAUUCCGGAAUAUGAAGAAUCUUGUGCUGAAUUUUCGCAUUUAUGACACAGUAUGCGUUUGACAAGUUGUCUAACAUGGCGGUACACUCAUCGUGAAUGCAACAAUACCUUUUUGCAAGGUCUAGUACCUAUAUUUUUUCAACGCGGCGGGCAGCUGAUAAGCUGCAAUAAUGGAAGUUGGCGCGAGCACGGGGACUCGCGGGACGACGAGGUUCAUGAUGGAAGGUGUGGGAGCCAGGGUGAUACGUGGACCCGAGUGGAAAUGGGGCAAGCAGGACGGAGGAGAAGGGCAUGUAGGUACAGUUAGGAACUUUGAAUCACCGGAGGAAGUAGUUGUUGUCUGGGACAAUGGUACAGCAGCCAAUUACCGCUGUUCAGGAGCCUUUGACUUGCGAAUUUUGGACUCGGCUCCUACAGGUGUUAAACAUGAUGGGACGAUGUGUGAUACUUGCCGACAGCAGCCCAUUUUUGGUAUCAGAUGGAAAUGCGCCGAAUGUAAUAAUUAUGAUUUGUGUUCAAUUUGCUAUCACGGAGAUAAGCACCAUUUGCGUCACAGGUUCUACAGAAUUGCAACACCAGGAAGUGAAAGAGUUCUUCUUGAACCAAGGAGAAAAAGCAAAAAGAUUGCUAUUCGUGGAAUCUUUCCUGGAGCCAGAGUAGUCAGAGGUGUUGACUGGCAGUGGGAGGAUCAGGAUGGUGGUAAUGGUCGUAGGGGAAAAGUUAAUGAAAUUCAAGAUUGGUCCGCUGCUAGUCCUCGUUCAGCUGCCUAUGUUAUAUGGGAUAAUAGUGCCAAAAACUUGUAUCGUGUUGGUUUUGAGGGAAUGGCUGAUUUAAAAGUUGUAAAUGAUGCCAAAGGUCAGACAGUUUAUAGAGAUCAUUUGCCUCUUCUUGGAGAACAAGGUCCUGGACGUGCUGGUCCCCAUGGUCUUGCAAUUGGUGAUCAGGUAAAUGUGGACUUGGAAUAUGAAAUAGUUGACUCCCUUCAACAAGGACAUGGAGGAUGGACCGAUGGAAUGUUUGAAUGCCUCAGUGCCACUGGUACAGUAGUAGGGAUCGACGAAGAUCAUGACAUAGUAGUUUCUUAUCCAAGUGGAAAUCGUUGGACGUUCAAUCCUGCCGUUUUAACUAAAGUUCAAGUCUCUAUGCCAGUAGUGAAUUCAAUUUCUGACAACCAAUCGUUUGCUGUUGGUGAUUUAGUUCAAAUCUGUAAUGAUUUAGACAAAAUCAAACUUUUACAACGAGGUCACGGUGAAUGGGCAGAAGCAAUGACGCCGACUCUGGGAAAAAUCGGAAGAGUUCAACAAAUCUAUCAUGACGGUGAUUUAAAAGUAGAAGUUUGCAGUACAUCCUGGACUUACAAUCCACAGGCUGUAACAAAAGUAGCAAGCAGUGAUGGUACAGUGCCAGGAAACAGCAGUGGUGAACGACUCUCAGCAUUGUUGAAGAAGCUGUUUGAAACACACGUAUCAGGCGACGUUAAUGAAGAAUUGGUAAAAACUGCUGCCAACGGUGACGCCGCAAAGUGUGAGGAAUGUUUAAAACGCCCAGAAGCCGAUGUGAACGGUAUUUUUGCUGGACAUACUGCAUUACAAGCAGCAAGCCAAAAUGGACACUUAGACGUCAUCAAGAUCCUUCUACGAUACAAAGCCGACGUUGAGAUCGAGGAUAAAGACGGUGACAGAGCAGUUCAUCACGCUGCUUUUGGCGAUGAGCCUGCCGUAAUGGCCCUACUUGCCGGAGCUGGAGCAGACCUAAAUGCUCGUAAUAAAAGACGCCAGACAGCAUUGCACAUUGCCGUCAACAAGGGCCAUGCCGGGGUCGUUCGCACACUUUUGGAAUUAGGUUGCCAUCCUAGCCUUCAGGACUCGGAAGGAGACACGCCACUUCACGAUGCUAUUUCCAAGAAACGCGAUGACAUGUUGGCUCUGUUGUUAGACCAUGCAGCUGACAUCACCCUCACCAACAACAAUGGCUUCAACGCUCUGCACCACGCCGCGCUUCGAGGAAAUCCAAGCGCUAUGCGAGUCUUGCUGUCGAAGCUGCCGCGUCCUUGGAUCGUCGACGAGAAGAAGGACGACGGAUACACUGCGUUGCACCUGGCCGCCCUCAACAACCACGUGGAGGUGGCCGAACAACUGGCUCGAGCUGGCAAAGCCGAUCUCGACCUGCAGAACGUCAAUCUGCAGACUGCACUGCAUCUUGCCGUUGAACGGCAACACACGCAGAUCGUCAGGCUGCUGGUCCGGGAGGGCGCGAACCUGAACGUCGCCGACAAGGACGGCGACACUCCGCUGCACGAGGCCCUGCGUCAUCACACCCUGUCCCAGUUGCGUCAACUGCAGGACGUCCAGGACGUAGGCAGAUUACUCAUGGGUCUGGGGGCCCAGGGUCAGGACAAGAAGAGCAGCUCGUUCAUCGCCUGCUUCCUCGCGGCUCACGGCGCCGACCUCGAGCUCAAGAACAAGAAGGGACAGACGCCGCUCGAUCUGUGUCCUGAUCCCAACCUCUGCAAGACCCUCACUACGUGCCACAAGAAUAAGGACCACAACAUCGAGAGCUCAGCCCCGACGACGGGCAUCGACGAGUGCCUCGUGUGCUCGGAUGCGAAACGCGAGGUCCUCUUCGGACCCUGCGGUCACGUCACCUGCUGCAACGCCUGCGCUCCUCGCGUUAAGAAGUGCCUCAUCUGCAGGGAGAGCGUCGUCAACCGCACCAAGAUCGAGGAGUGCGUGGUGUGCUCGGACCGCAAGGCCUCGGUGCUGUUCCGUCCCUGCGGCCACAUGUGCGCCUGCGAUAGCUGCGCCUCCCUCAUGAAGAAGUGCGUCCAAUGCCGAGCCCAAAUCCUACACAUGCUGCCCCUGACGAUGUGCUGCGGCGGCGCCGGAGACGUUACCUACGUCAAGGGAUGCAACGCCACCGCAGCAGCAGCUUUAGCCGAGCUCAAAGGUAGCCAGGACCCAGAGGACGAGAAAUUGACCGCUAACAACACGACGCCCGCCCAGUUGCUAUCCCCUCGCGAGGUCCAGUCCAACCAGCAGCAGGCAAGCUCGACCUCGGCGACGAGCAACAACCCCAGCCAACAGCCGCAGCCGCAGCAGCAGCCGGCGCAACAGCAGCCCGAGGGCACGCUCAUGAACAACGGCAGCCGCGACACCUCCCACAGCGACAUCCAGAAACUGCAGCAGCAAUUGCAAGACAUCAAAGAGCAAACAAUGUGUCCGGUAUGCCUGGAUCGCCUGAAAAACAUGAUCUUCCUCUGUGGCCACGGAACGUGCCAAAUGUGCGGCGACCGAAUGUCCGAGUGCCCGAUAUGCCGCAAAGCCGUAGACAAACGCAUUCUACUCUACUGAACCAAGACUGCUGAGAUUACGCAUGGCCCCUCGGCGCUUUCCGCAACGAGAGUUCUGCCCGCCGCGGGAAUGCUGCCUCCUUCACUGCGCGUAUAUAAGUGUGCGUCUGCACGGGAAAACCCAAUGUAAUGCUAAGCACGACAGAGAAACAAAAGAGAGAGCUUCUGAGACUGUAUCCGCUGUAGAAGUCUGCGAGAUAUUAAGCGAGAAGAUGUUAAGCCAAAAUGUUGUUGUUGCAAUGUAAGCGAUUGACGAACGAUUUCUUCCUUUUAUCAGACUUGUUGAUUCGAGCUUUUUUUUGUUAUAAGGUAUUGUUUGUUCGAAGACUUUUAUUUUUAGACUUUGCCGUUUUCUAUUGCCUUUUUUUUUACCGAAUUUACAAAAGAAAAAGGAAAACAUUUGGGUAUACGAGUGUUGUUGAACACUGUUGUUUCGUUGUAAAUGUGAACGAAGAAAAAAAAAUCGUUGCAAAGUACAAAUUAUCAAUUGUUUUUGCCGUUGAGUUGAUAAUUUUUUGUAUCUGCAAGCAAACUUUGAUAUGCAUGAAUCAUGUAUAGUGUAUACAUUUCAUAGGUGAUUAAGCCUUUACAUUUAUAACAUAAUAAAUAGGGCCUGAUAUUUAUUCAGAUCGAUUACAAAAGUAAUUUUUGUAAUGCACAAUGAUAAGACAAAUAUGUAUUGAAUACGUGGAAAUUAUUUUUUUCUCCCAUUUAAUAAUGAAAAAUAUUCAUUUCCUUCAAUAAAAAAUAUCUAUAUAAGUAGAUAGGAUUUAAGGAUCAUUAAUAGUCAUAAUAAACCAAGGAGAAAUGGUUAACUCUUUGAUUUUCAGAAAAAUGUUCAUUAACUCAAGUGGGCAUUUUUUGUCCUUCAUUACAUAAUAAUUAAUAAAUGUAAUAAAUAUAUGGCUGUGAAAAAAAUUCAGUUACUUUGUAUCAAUGAUCAAAACACACAAUUUCUGUACGCCAUAUUUUUCAUAAAUUUAACAUCAUAAUAUUGCAUGACAGUUUUUGAAUAUCAAAGAGUUAGGGUAUUGUCAAAAAGAUGCGGGUUGAGAAAAGUGACGUCUUGAAAAUAUAUAAAGAAUCCUGUAUGAAUUGUUUUUAAGCGCUAUUUUAGCAAUUAAUAUUUCUAACAAAAUAUUUACUAUCAUGAAAGUAUAUUUCAAAUAGCGAUAUUUGAAAUAAACAAUUAAGUGGCUCUAACUGUAACUAAAGCUUGAAUUGCAGUAUAUUCAAUCGAAUUUGCAAAUUGUAAAUAAUUUUAUGUACUGUUCGGAGUACUUAAGCAAUCGAGAUUCAUUUAUUGAAUGCACAUGUAUGCAGAAAAAUAUGUAUUACAUGUAUUGUAUAAAACGAAAUUUUUUUCAGAAAUUAAUUAAUCAAUGCAAAAAGUGAUAAUUUUGUGAACAAGACAUUCAAUUCAAAAUAUUUUGGAUUACGGAAAUUUUAUUUGAUACAUUAACCAUGAUUGUGAUGGAUAAGCUCGUGCAAAAAACGUGUUUUCCUUUCAACUUUCACGAUCAACAAGUUAUAUUUUGUGUUAGCAUAAUAUUUCAAAAUAAUUAUACUAAAGUGGAAGGUUCAAGGUAUUCAAUAAAGUUAUAAAUUAUGUUAAAAA